This is a messenger RNA of Eleginops maclovinus (Patagonian blennie), 913 nucleotides long. RefSeq names its product potassium channel subfamily K member 16-like. Gene Ontology annotation, cellular component: plasma membrane. NCBI's taxonomy places the organism in Eukaryota, Metazoa, Chordata, Actinopteri, Perciformes, Eleginopidae. The record is from RefSeq and is a predicted model, not a curated record. The coding region runs from base 1 to 873 and encodes 290 amino acids. Gene Ontology annotation, molecular function: outward rectifier potassium channel activity; potassium ion leak channel activity. The transcript is spliced from 5 exons. Gene Ontology annotation, biological process: stabilization of membrane potential; potassium ion transmembrane transport.
AUGGCGAGGUUCCAGUUGGUGCGGUUCAAAGUCAGCUGGACAGCAGUUUUUACUGUGGCCCACUUCACGUACCUGCUGGUGGGGGCCACCAUCUUCCAGAUACUGGAGCGGGAGGCUGAGAGCAACAACCGGAACCAUUUCCAACUGGAGAAGUUACAUUUCUUGGCAAACUACACCUGCCUGGAUGGACCAGCCUUGGAGAAGUUUGUUCAGGUGAUUUUGGAUGCCUGGGAGAAGGGAGUGAACCCCUCAGGCAACUCAACAAACCCCAGCAACUGGGAUUUCAGUAGCUCCUUCUUUUUUGCAGGCACAGUAGUCACAACUAUAGGCUAUGGGAACCUCUCCCCCAGCACUGUAUCUGGUCAGGUGUUUUGUGUGUUUUAUGCAUUGUGUGGAAUCCCACUGAACCUGGCCUUCCUCAAACAGCUGGGGAAGUGUCUCACUAUCCAUCUGGGUCGACUCGAGAAGGGAAUGGUCUCAGUUGUUCCACACAAGCAAACAGUUGAGGCUCUGGCAGUGAGCUUGUUCUUCAUCACUGGCAGUCUGCUGUUUUUAGUCAUCCCUCCUCUGCUGUUCAGUUACGUGGAAGGCUGGUCGUUUGGCGAGGGCUUCUAUUUCACCUUCAUUACCCUCAGCACCAUUGGUUUUGGAGAUUAUGUGGUGGGAACUGACCCAGGCAAAGAGUACAUCUCUCUAUACCGUAGCCUUGCCGGCAUAUGGAUCAUCUUUGCCUUGGCUUGGCUCGCCCUUAUCCUCAACAUGGGAGCCAGAACAAUGGAGCAUGCAAUUGGCCUUACUCAUCCAGGCUUUAAGAAACAAAAGGAGGAAGAGGACGUGUCCUCAAGUACGAUAGAAGACACGUCAAAGAUAUGACAUGUCUACAUGUAAUAUACACUAGGUAGAACAUAUUUUG